GUGUGAAAGUCAAAUUGUGCAUCCUCUUAGAUCUGGAGUUCUUUUGGUGAACAGGAGGCAAACUCACAUCCAUCAGACCACCUAAAGUUUAACUCAGGUGUCGGUUGAGUUUUGAGUUUGUUGGUUCAACAACUUUAAAUGCUAAGCCAUGGCACUAAAGAGAAACAGUCAGGAGGAACAGAACCGCCUGAGCUUGCUCUUUCACGCCUACGACGUGGACCACUCAGGACGGAUUGAGAAGAGCGAGUUCUCCGCCAUAUGUCGAGAUCUUUGUGUCCCCUCCCGAGAGGCAGAGGGCAUUUUCAACCGCCUGGACGCUGACAAAGACGGGACGGUGACUUUGGAGGAGCUCCUCGACGGCUUCACGGAGCGGCACAAGAAGAAAAGAGAUGAUGAUGAAGAGGAAGAUGAGAACCUCCCAUCUUUGGAUGAAUUUUCAACCAGCAAAGAACAGGUUAUAAGCAGGUGA
Molecule: messenger RNA, 469 nt
Organism: Oryzias melastigma (Indian medaka)
Lineage: Eukaryota; Metazoa; Chordata; Actinopteri; Beloniformes; Adrianichthyidae
Product: ras and EF-hand domain-containing protein-like
Exons: 1
Coding region: 149-469 (106 amino acids)
Molecular function (GO): calcium ion binding
Source: RefSeq, a predicted model, not a curated record